Cyprinodon variegatus (sheepshead minnow) is the source of this 4594-nucleotide messenger RNA. It is a transcript of the gene iqsec3a, whose product is annotated as IQ motif and Sec7 domain 3. Gene Ontology annotation, biological process: actin cytoskeleton organization; regulation of ARF protein signal transduction. Bases 175 to 4422 code for a protein of 1415 amino acids. The record is from RefSeq and is a predicted model, not a curated record. Lineage: Eukaryota; Metazoa; Chordata; Actinopteri; Cyprinodontiformes; Cyprinodontidae. Gene Ontology annotation, molecular function: guanyl-nucleotide exchange factor activity; protein binding. The transcript has 14 exons.
AGAGAGAGAGAGAGAGAGAGAGACUACCCCAUCACAGGAGCUGAGGGGCGUGAGACUGUCGUUCCAGCACCCAGAACAGACUGCACACAGUCCAGAGGCCCAACGAUCACACUGCUACAGAACCAGCUGAAGAGUAAGCCGCAGGAAAAAAACACAGCCAGCCUACUCUUAGUGAUGGAGAGCCUGCUGGAUAAUCCAAUGAAAGCCGUUCUGUACCUGAAGGAACUCACCACCAUCGUCCAGAACCAGCAGAGCCUGAUCCAGACGCAGCGCCAACGCAUCGACGAGCUCGAGCGAAAGGUGGAGGAUCUGAUCGGGGAGAACCGACAGCUGCGGGACCCCCAUCUCUACGUCCAGCAGCCCUCUCAGCAUCAUCAGCACCAUCAACACCACCAUCACCACCCGACGCACCGGAGCGUCAGUCCCCAAGCGCCGGCCCACCUCCAUCAGCACCCGGUGAGCGCCACCAAGACUGCGUCUCACCUCGGCCAGCAGCUGCCGCCGCCUCAGCAGCAGCCUGCUGCUCAGCAACAGCAAAUCCUCCAUCCUGCAGCCCAACCUCAGCAGCAGCAGCAUCCAACUCCUCCUGCGCCGUCUUCCCACCACCCUCAGCAGCUGCAGCUCGUCCCCACCUCGCCGCAGUCGCCCAAAGUGAAAGCCGGCUCCGAGUCCACCGAGGAGGACAAGAGGAGCGCCUGCUGCAAGUCUCUGGUUCCACAGACUCCAAGCACUCUGUGUCGCUCCGUUGGAUUGGCCAGGAAAGCAGACAACCAAACAGUUCUCCACCAGUUCUGCUGCCCUGCCCCGGAGGCUCCUGAGGCAGAGACUUCAACUGCCUGUGUCCCCAGCGAUGAACUUUCUCCGGACUCAUCUCUGGGAGAGGAAGGGAAGGGAGGUGAGGGUGAGCAGCAGGGUGAGGACCAGUCACAACCGGAACCAGAACCAGAACCACCACAACUACAGCCCCAACAGCUUGAGCAAAAUCCUGAGCCACAGACUCUGCUAUCACAACAUGAGCCUGAGCCAGAACCAGAGCCCCAGAAUGAACCAGAGGUGGAGCCAGAAGAGGAACCUCAAUCCAAACCUGAACCUGAGCCAUCAACAGAGCCUGAUCCCCAUCCUCAAGUUGAGUCCCUGAGCAAUGUUGUGCCACAGGAAGUUCCUGAAGCCUCUUCUCCUUGCAAUGAGGAGAAGAUGGUGGUCGAGACAGAGCUUCACAAGUCAGAAAUGGUCGCUGAGGCAGAGACGAUACUUGAUAAAGAUGAGGCGCAGGGUGAGAACUGUGAGGGCAAGGCAACGCAGGGAGAAGACAAUGAAGAAGAGGGAGGAACAAAAGCAGGUGGUACAGGCAGAAGGGCCAGUCUACACCACACAGCCUCGCCUCUGAGGGUGCAACGCAACGGGGCCGGCUCGCACUCUGCGUCCUCUGACUAUGAACUCUCGCUUGACCUCAAAAACAAGCAGAUCGAAAUGUUAGAGCACAAAUACGGCGGCCACCUCAUCUCGCGUCGUGCUGCCUGCAAGAUCCAGACUGCCUUCCGCCAGUACCAGCUCAGCAAAAAUUUUGAGAAAAUCCGCAACUCUCUCCUGGAGAGCCGGCUUCCACGGCGCAUCUCUCUGCAGAAAGUCCGCGUGCAAAACACCGAGGGUUUCUCUGCUGAACGGGCCCUGGCAGAAGGCUGCAACUUGGCAGGUAUUCCACUGGUGCGUUCGCCAUCUCUGCCAGCCUCAGUUGGCAGCACCUUGACCGACCUGGAGGACUCUUUCACGGAACAGGUCCAGUCACUUGCAAAGUCCAUUGAUGAUGCACUUAGCAACUGGAGCCUGAAGACCAUGUGUUCACUACAAGAAGGUGGUGCCUAUCAAUUCAGUGCUGACUCCUUUAAUGCAGCAACUGCUGCCUCUUCAGGUGUAGGAGCAAGUGGUGAAGGGGCCUGUGUGUCGCAAGCAACAGUUCAUCAAGGACCGGUUGAUCCAAGUGACUUGUCCAGAAGUGCAAGUAAACUGAUGAUGGCCUUUCGUGAUGUAACAGUGCAAAUCGACAGCCAGAACUUCAGAGUUUCAUCCUCAGUCAUGGAAUCAUCUUCAGUUACUCUGGGCAGCUGCAUCCAGCAGCAAGGGGUCUCCACCACUGUAACAACCACUUCUUCAUUAACAGACUCCACACCAGCCCCUGUCAUAGAUGAACCAUCAGAGGAACCUCCACCUCCUGAGGUCCCCACAGAACCAAUAGAUGCUCCACCACCACCUCAAGAGCCCCCACCACCCCCUAUAGAGACAGACAUAGAAGAAAGUGGGGAAGCUGAAUUUCCUGCCCCCCCUCCUAGUGAAGAGGAGUUUCCUGAUAAUACCCAACCUCCCAUCACUCCACUAGAUAGGAUGUCUACCAUUCAAAGCAUACAGGAAGUAGCUCCGCCACCUCCACCCCCGCCUCCACCAACAGAGUCCACUCAUGUCCCUCCACCACAGGAAACUAUGCUGCUAAGAAGCUCUCCAGUGGCGGAGCCCCUGGAUGUCAAGAGAUGUGGCUCAGAGAUGGCAGACAAUAGCUCAGAGCAGAUGAGCAGCAGCAGCACGUCAACAGAGGCGCGCUCGACAUCUGAGGCCUCAUCCAAAGAGGCGCUUCAAGCCAUGAUCCUCAGCCUUCCACGUUACCACUGUGAGAAUCCAGCUAGCUGUAAAUCUCCUACGCUGUCCACUGACGUCAUGCGAAAACGCCUGUACCGGAUUGGCCUCAACCUCUUCAAUCUAAAUCCGGACAAAGGCCUUCAGUUCCUGAUCUCCCGUGGUUUCAUCCCCGACACGCCCAUCGGCGUAGCCCACUUUCUGCUCCAGAGGAAGGGCCUUAGCCGACAAAUGAUAGGGGAAUUCCUGGGAAACAGCAAGAAGCCAUUUAACAGAGAUGUCUUGGACUGUGUGGUGGAUGAGAUGGACUUCUCAGGCAUGGAACUGGAUGAAGCACUGAGGAAGUUUCAGGCCCACAUUAGAGUCCAAGGAGAAGCUCAGAAGGUGGAACGUCUUAUUGAGGCCUUUAGCCAGAGGUACUGUAUGUGCAACCCUGAUGUGGUGCAGCAGUUUCACAAUCCAGACACCAUCUUCAUCCUGGCCUUUGCCAUCAUCCUCCUCAACACCGACAUGUACAGCCCUAACAUCAAACCAGAUCGCAAGAUGCUGUUGGAAGACUUCAUACGCAAUCUUCGAGGUGUCGAUGAUGGAGCAGAUAUUCCCAGGGACAUGGUGGUGGGCAUCUAUGAAAGAAUACAGCUGAGAGAGCUCCGUUCAAAUGAAGAUCAUGUCACCUAUGUCUCUAAAGUUGAACAGUCUAUAGUAGGCAUGAAAACGGUUCUCUCUGUCCCUCACAGAAGAUUAGUGUGCUGUAGUCGACUUUUUGAGGUAACAGACGUCAACAAGGCACAGAAACAGGCAGCACACCAGAGGGAAGUCUUCCUCUUCAAUGAUCUCAUCGUGAUUUUGAAGCUUUGUCCAAAGAAGAAGAGUUCUGCUGCCUAUACUUUCUGCAAAGCUUUGGGCCUACUUGGCAUGCAGUUCCAUCUCUUUGAAAAUGAAUACUAUCCUCAUGGCAUCACAAUCCUCUCCCCGUAUGGCUCAGACAAGAAGCAAAUACUUCACUUUUGUGCCCAAAGUGCUGAGGAGCUACUGAAGUUUGUGGAAGACCUGAAGGAAUCGAUUGCAGAGGUGUCAGAGAUGGAGCAGAUACGCAUUGAAUGGGAGCUGGAAAAGCAGCAAGGAGCCAAGGCACUCUCCGUUAAGAGUAAUGGGACAAAGCUAGAGCUGCUCAGCAAACAGGGCUCCCUGUCAGGAAACACAGAGAUAGAUGAAAGAAGCGGACACAAUGCAGUUGAGGUGUCAAUUCACAACAGGCUUCAGACGUACCAGCUCAGCAGCAGCAGUGUGGCUCGGAGCCCAGAGAGCGCGGCGCUUCUUAACAGCCGUGGGGAGCUGCUUUUCCAGCAGGGGUUAACACAGGGGCCGGUGCCUCCACCUCAGUACCCGCAGUUGCAUUCCGCGGCGAGUACCCCCGCCCACCAUCUCCCCAUUCAACUGCAGCACCAACCCGCCAUAAGUGUGGCCGACCUCCGGCCCGAGGCGCUCAUCCAGUGCCAGCAGAUUGUCAAAGUCAUCAUGCUUGACAGCAGCGGCCAUGGACGUGUGGAGGCCUUCCUCAGUCAUACGCCUACCCACCACCACCACUACCAGCAUCACCACCACAGCCACCACCAGCUGAGCCAGUCCGCAAUGUCCACCCCUGUUCGCUCACCAGAUGGCUCCUAUGGCAGUGAUGGGCACCAGCCCCCACUGCCUCCUCCACCUCCACCUUACAACCACCCACACCAAUAUAUACCACCAGACCCUCGCCUCAGUCUACACCGGACCCCUAGUGGCUCUCGGAGCAUGGUGUAAAUUAAUAGACAUAAAACUCAACAUAAACCUUCCUUCUGUGUUUGUACAUAAUGUACAGAUUCUAAAUAAAUACAGAGGAAAAAGCUAUAAUGAAGAAAAAGAAAAUAAAACCUCACUUAUAUGCAUAUAUCUAAAGAAAAUAUUAAAAUAAUAAACAUUUUGAAUCAGACUA